Molecule: messenger RNA, 3579 nt
Organism: Aspergillus caelatus
Lineage: Eukaryota; Fungi; Ascomycota; Eurotiomycetes; Eurotiales; Aspergillaceae
Product: putative SNF2 family helicase/ATPase
Exons: 15
Coding region: 1-3579 (1192 amino acids)
Cellular component (GO): nucleus
Molecular function (GO): ATP-dependent chromatin remodeler activity; ATP hydrolysis activity; ATP binding
Source: RefSeq, a predicted model, not a curated record
AUGUCAUUCAGCCGUUUGUUUGUGAACAGGUGUCUUCUUUAUUUUCAAAAACAAAAGCCCAUAAUCCUGGACUCUGCCCAAGAUCAAAGUCGAUCAGCAAUAGUACCAUAUAAUAUGUCCAUUGUGAAAAGUGGCGAAAGACGUUUCACAUUGUACACUGCGAAAAAUGGAAAAGUCUCUCGGUAUCCAGUGCAAGACGAAAGUCAGGAUGCAUUUCCAUUGUAUGGAGACUCAGGAUCCGAGGGUGAGUUUGACGAAGAGACUUGGCAAGAAAUUGAAGACGAAAACCCAGGAGGAUGGUCUCGGAAACCCUCUAAACUCACGCCUACGGAGAAAGAAUCUGUAAUCAGAGAUUGUGUCUCCCAAUAUGAGAGCAAAUGGCUUGAUUCUUGCUUGCCAAAAGAAAAACCCAAGGCACGCAAGCUCUGGUUAAAGGCUAAGAAGGGGAGAUUUACCAACCAAGAAAUUAAAGGGCUCGUUAGGAAGAUUACAUCUCUAAACAAGCGUCUUAGGAAAUUGCAGGACGCAGUCCGUGAAAAAUGCAUUGACCUCACAGAAGACUCCCCGGCAGUCGAUAAUGAGGAGGAGUAUAGGGUUGAGACUCCCCCCCUAAACCCAGAUCCUAUCAAAUCUGAACGGAGUUGCUCAAUUUCCCCUGAACCAUACCUUGGUCCCAGGCACCCGAACCUUUUCAAACCCAGGAAGCGGCCGAGUCUCCCUGAUAUACACGACAUUGACAAGCUUGUGUCGGUGCCUUGGGAUUUACUGGAAGAGCGACAAGACCGCCGGAGACUAUUAGCAAAACUGAUUGCAACCCUUUCUAUCGAAGAGCGAAAUAAGUUGGCUCAGGCACAACUCACAGGAACUGGUCUAAAGAUCUUGCUGAAGAAUCAAGAAAGGAUUCCAGAACUCGAGGAAGCUGAGAACCGCGUGGUCAUGCGUGUUACUUCCUUUUAUAUCUCGUGGAUAAACUGUGUCCACCUUCCGUCGGAAGGAAUCCAGAAGAACCUUGUUCUCAACGCUCAAUCUCGAAUCAGCAGCUUUGUCACGUACUUCAACGAACUUUGCGCGCGCCUCGAUGAAUACCGCAAGAAGAAAGGUUCCAAGAUGCAUCGUCUCAAUGAAAAGGAAGCGAUAUCUGAUCUUACAGACACUCCUCACAAAAAGCGCAAGAGAGAGGUCAAGGAAAGCCAAAAUGCGAAAAAGAAGAAGCAGAGAAAGCUCCUUGAAAGGAAGAUAGGCAGCACUAACACUGAUCCUACACGUCAAGCAGUCAGCUUCGGAAAUCCUGCUAUUUAUCUAGACCCUCAAAUUGGCUUGCGUGUCAAGCCCCACCAAUUGAAUGGUGUUCAAUUCAUGUGGCGAGAGUUGAUCGAAGAUGAGAACAAACAAGGAUGUCUGCUCGCUCACACAAUGGGCUUAGGGAAAACAAUGCAGGUUAUAUCGCUCCUUGCAACAAUAUCUGCGGCAGCGUCUUCCGAUGAUCCUAAGAUACGGCAGCAGGUUCCUGCAGCUUUCCAUAGAUCUCAAUCGUUGAUUCUGUGCCCAUCGUCCUUAAUUGAAAAUUGGUAUGAUGAGUUUCUCAUGUGGGCUCCUAUAACAACUUCCGCCACAACGCCAGAGAGGCUACAGGAGGUCUAUGACAUAUUUCGGACGUGGAUCCUGAAUAGGGAGACAAAUAAAAGGGGAAAGCCCUUGAAUGAUAGUGAUUAUGGCAAAGUCAGAGAUUGCCUUCUCGAAGGACCUAACAUUAUUGUUGCCGACGAGGCCCACAAAAUGAAAAACCCAGCCACUGGCAUCUCGCAAGCCGCCAUGCAGUUCCGCUCUAAAAGCCGCAUUGCCCUGACUGGAUCCCCUCUUGCGAACAAUCUUAUCGAUUACUAUGCGAUGAUCAACUGGAUUGCGGAGGGCUACCUUGGCGAAUUUGUGGAGUUCAAAGCAAAAUUCGUGGAGCCCAUAACGGAGGGACUUUAUGUAGACAGUACGUACACAGAGAGGAGAAAGUCUUUGGUGAAGCUUCAAGUCCUCAAAGAAAUCCUUGCUCCAAAGAUCAACCGUGCCGAUAUCUCCGUGCUCGCUGGCAGUUUGCCAACCAAAGUCGAGUUCAAACAAGCAUAUGAUUCAUAUGUGGAGAGUAUAUUGCAAGGGAAAGGCGCUUUCGGCAGUGCGCAGCUAUGGUCCUGGCUUGCGAUUCUGAACAAACUACUAAGCCGAGCAAGCGAUGCACAGAAAAUAAACAAGAGGCUAGAUGAUAUGGAGAUAAUCCCCGGUGAUGAACCUAUCGCGCAGGCAGGCCUUCCAGAUUCGGAAAAGCUGGUUUCAGAACAAGAACGGAUCUUUGCUACAGUCCCUGACAUAAAAGCCUUAGAAAUGUCUCAUCGGGCGCGGAUCAUGAAUUCGAUAAUCGACGAAUCUAUCAGAGCGGGUGACAAGAUCCUAUAUGUUCUUCAGUCAUCAAACCGAAAGUACUCUCGCCUAGAUGGACGAACUCCCGUUGUGACUCGACAAGAUGCGACAAAGAGAUUCAAUCGUGGCUCUGAACAGCAAGUGUACCUAAUCUCAACGCGCGCAGGAGGGCUUGGCUUAAACAUUCCUGGAGCGAACCGUGUUAUCAUUUUCGACUUUAAGUUUAGUCCGGUAUGGGAAGAGCAGGCUGUUGGACGCGCCUAUCGCUUGGGCCAGCAGAAACCAGUAUUUGUUAUGUAUAACAAGGCUGUCUUCAAGACCCAACUUGCUUUCCGUGUUGUCGAUAAGAAGAAUCCGGUUCCCAAACCGGUCCCUCAAAAAACCAUCGCCGAAUAUCUGGGGAGGGAUCCACAAGUCUUAGACAAGAUCAUCAUGGGUGACAACGGCGAGGAGAAGUCUAUCCGCAAUAUUGCCCUCACUGAAACGUUCCAGAAGGAAGACAAUGACAAAUUGACAGAGGAAGAGAGACAGGGCGUCCAGCAGCAAUUGAGCGACGAGCGCCUUAAGCGCACUGACCCGGAGGCUUACCAGAGGUUAAUAGUGGAUAGACAAAGGCAAUCUUGGACUGCAGGCCAAAUUCCGGCUUGGAUCCCAUCGUCAUACACGCAUCCAGCUCCCAUGCAAUCAGCUCCCAUGCAAUCAGCUCCCAUGCAAUCAGCUCCCAUGCAAUCAGCUCCCAUGCAAUCAGCUCCCAUGCAAUCAGCUCCCAUGCUGUCUCAACCACCUUAUAUGCAGCCAACAGUUCCAUCAAGCGCUCACAACACUGGGCCUCCCGCUCUAGCACCAGACAUGAGCGUUUACCAAGAGCCUUUUAGGACACCGAUGCCCUCAACAUCCGCAGCCGCGAUAAGUUUAACUUCAGGAAUAUACUCUUCGCGCUCUGCUCAGAGUGAACCACCUAACGAAAGCACCACACUCUACACCACUUUCAGGCUUUCACCUACCAGGAGCCUGGGACAAGGCGGUACACAGACAGAUACGCAAAUGGAUGGUACCAGUUUCGACACAAAUGUCCAGCAACCUGAUAUAACCGCGUAUACAGCCCAUCCCGAGCCCCCGCAAUCAAGUACAUCAUCAGACGAUAACUCCGAGCAUCCUUGCCGCCAGCAGUGA